This is a messenger RNA of Mytilus trossulus (common blue mussel), 563 nucleotides long. Its product is annotated as integrin beta-1-like. NCBI's taxonomy places the organism in Eukaryota, Metazoa, Mollusca, Bivalvia, Mytilida, Mytilidae. The record is from RefSeq and is a predicted model, not a curated record. Gene Ontology annotation, cellular component: integrin complex; focal adhesion; cell surface. Gene Ontology annotation, biological process: cell-matrix adhesion; integrin-mediated signaling pathway; cell adhesion mediated by integrin. Gene Ontology annotation, molecular function: integrin binding. The transcript is spliced from 6 exons. The coding region runs from base 67 to 411 and encodes 114 amino acids.
UUCAACAAAAGGUUUUAGGAUUCAUUUCCAAAAGGUUGUUCUUUUAGCCAGUUAAGAGUUACAAUCAUGUUGGUUCUACGUUGUGUCCUUUUCUUUGUGCUAUGUUUUUCAGACAUGGGUAGUGCCGAGGAAAAUGUCGAAUGUGAUAACAGAUCAUGCAACUACUUCAACAAUGCUUUAUGCGGAGGUCCUGCUCAUGGUACGUGUGUCUGUGGUACCUGUUCAUGUAACCCCGGAUAUACAGGCGAGGAGUGUGGUUGUACGACUAAUACAGAUAAUUGUAUGUCUUCUGACGGGUCCAUAUGUAAUAACCAGGGAUACUGUGAAUGUGGAAGAUGUAGAUGUAAGGAAGGAAGUCAUUACCUAGGACCUUUAUGUGGAGAUUGCAAGGAUUGCAACAAAACAGGCUAAGAUUUCAGUUCCAGUUGAGUCGACAAAAGAUUGUCCUCGACAUUGACCGAAGGAGGACGAUUUUGAGUCUAAUCACUAAAUAAAUAAUUUGCUAUACUAAUAAAAUGUAUCCAUAUACACCAGUGCUACAUAAUACCUCUCUGAAAUAUAAC